CAAUGUGGCUCUGCGCGGAUCCGACAGCCCUUGUAAAGGCCGGCUGGAGGUGUAUGAUAAGAAGCAGUGGGGCUUGGUGUGUCAUUACGGGUGGAAAAAAGAAAAUGGAGAGGUUGUGUGUAGAUCAAUAGGGUGUGGGAAUCUUAAACACUCUGAUAUAGAAAUGACCCUCUACAAAAAUCCACCUCCACCACAACAAUAUUUGAUGGAUGAAGUCAAAUGCACAUCUAAAGAAGAGAGCCUUUGGGAAUGCCCAUAUGUUAGCAUAACUAAAAAAGGGAAGUGUGAUGAAAGUAGUUUUGUUGCUGUUGAAUGCUCUGGAGGAGUUAAACUGAGUUUGAAUCUGAAUAGACAGCGUGAUACAUGUGCUGGUGUGGUGGAGUUCACAACAGACAAUGGCAUAAUUGGGGUCUGUAAUAAAAACUGGGAUAAAAGUAAAGCAAACAAGAUAUGUCAGGAGCUUGGUUGUGGAGAUCAUCAUUACAUCCCCAAGCCUGGAAUGUUCAAAGGACAACAGAGCAAACAAAAUGUAUUGCUUAAUUGUGUUAGCGAUGAGAAGUUCUCUUGGCAGUGUAUGGAGUGGUCAGACUGCCAGGAGCGAGCCAGUGUGAUCUGCAGCAAUCACAGGAGGUUCCGUCUACGAGACGGCAGCGAUGCUUGCUCUGGGUUGGUGGAAGAGUACAGUUUUGAAAACAAAUCAUGGGAUCUUCAGCAGACAAAUGUGAAGCCUGAAGUCAUCUGUACGCAACUGAACUGUGGUUCCACUGGAAACUUUACAAAGGCUAAUGGAACUAACAGACUGACGUGCUCAGACAGAGUGAAACUCCACAACUUCACAUCAGAGUGUUUUGGAGAUGUCUCCAUUGAUGUGAAUGGUACUAACUAUGGAGUGUGCUACAGUGAUCAGUCCCGCGAAAAGAUGGGGGCGGUGGUCUGUCGAGAGCUUGGCUGUGGCGACAUAGUGCGUGUGAAACAGGGUUCCUCUGAUUCUAAUGGUUUUCUGAGUAAUGUUGAUUGUCAGGGCGAUGAGCGGUCACUGUGGCAUUGCCUGGCAAUUCGUAAGAAAAAACAAUGCUUGGGAACCAAAGUUAUAUGUUCAGGCAGCUUGGAUGUACGUUUGAGAGACGGUCUGGGUCGCUGUUCUGGACGUGUAGAGGUGAAAUGGGAAGGCUCAUGGAGGUCCAUGGGCUCUGAUGGGAACAUUAUGAUUUCAGACAUGGUGUGUCAACAUCUUAACUGUGGUGAAUCCUCAAACAUAAAUAGAGAACUUUUCAUUGAAGGAGAAAAGGAGCGACUGGAAUGGCUGUGGAAUGUCAGAUGUAGAAGUUCUUCAGCAAAGCUCCAUGAGUGUUUCGACAAUACUGACUUGAAGCCACCACGUCAAAUCAAGAAAAACAUAGAAAUCAUUUGCAAAAAGGAAGAACUUAAAUUCUUUGAAGGCAAUUCUUCAUGCAAGGGAAAAGUGCGCAUCGAGAAAUUUGAUGGUACUGAGCCUGACUGGCUUCCUGCAAAACCAGUGGAAGAGAAUAAGAAAAAAGCCACUGACAUAUGCAGUGCAAUGCAGUGUGGAUCUCUGGUCUCCUUUGAAACAGAGCAAAACACCACAUAUGCCAAAGUCACAUGUUCAGGGUCAAAGAGAGUGACACUUCAAAACCCGUUUGGAGAAAAAUGCUGGGGAAUGGUGAAGGUCUGCGGAGAUGGCAAGUGUGGAGGGGUUUGCAGCAACACUUGGAGAACAAAUGAAGACUCCAAAAUGAUCUGUGAGAACGUGGGCUGUGGAAAUCCAAUUCGGGCCCAGUUACCACUUCAGAUAAAUAAUCUAUCUGCCACUUACCGUAGUGUGUACUGCUCAGAAAAAGUACAAAAUAUGAACAUGUGCAAUUUUAUUCCCAAUGAAAACUCAACCUGUGAACCUCUAGCCCAAGUGAUAUGCACAGACAGCAUCAAAGCAAAACUGGAGGAUCCAAGAGACAAAUGCGCUGGAAAAGCGUCACUGUUUUACGCUGGGAAGUGGACACCCAUCUGCCAAGACAGUCUUGAUACAAACCUUAAAAAUGUAAUCUGCAAGGAACUAUUAUGUGGCGAGAACAUAAAUGACCAAAAUGAUUGGACUUCACAUGAAGAGUCUAAAUCCACAGGACUAUCAAGAAUUAGAUGUCCAGCUAGUGCCAACUCUGUUUCCAAAUGUGACCUUGAAGAGGUUUCAGAGAAAGAAUGUAUUGUUGGCUAUCUGAAAUGCACAGAAUGGGAACGAUUGCUCCUCUAUAAUAAGAAAAGCGCAUGCAGUGGUCCAGUAUAUGGUCUGAGAAAUGGGAAAACACAGCAAGUCAGCAGCAGUGGAUGGGGCAGAGAGGAAGGACAAAUUCUGUGCGAGUAUCUAAAAUGUGGAAAUUACAUAUCACACUCCAAUAUAACCAAAAACACAGAUGAGUGGUGGAAGAAGGCCUAUAAUUGCUCAGGGAAGAAGAAUAUUUGGGGAUGCGAGAGCAAUGAUCAGCCCAACCAGAAUCAGCAGCAGUUAAACAUCCAAUGUGACAGUAAACCUCCAAAAAUUUUGCUCUCAAACAACUGCACAGGUGAGGUGCUCAUAAAUAAAGAGCAUGUUUGUGCAUCCCAGUGGGAUGAUGGGAUGUCCAACAAGUUAUGUGAAAGCCUCAAUUGUGGUAAGGCACUCCACAGAUGGGCCACAGAGUCUGUUAAAACAAAUACCUGGCAUUUCAGCUGCACUGGCAAGGAGACACUGAUGUGGCAGUGUGGCUUUAGAAAAGACAGCUGUAAGAAAAUCCUCUCUGUGGCCUGCAAAGAUAGUGUUGAAUUCAGUUCAACUGAGAAGUGUGGCGGGAAGCUUGGGAUCAGGUAUAAAGGGCAAUGGGAAUAUGUCUGUGGAAAACUGACUGAAGCUGAUACCAAGAAGGUUUGUGAUGUGCUUAAGUGCAACGAUCAAGAACUGCUGGAUGAAGAGAAAAUAGCAAAAGAAAUAAAGGUGAAAAUUGAUUGCCCAGAAAACCAUUACAACAUUUUUCAGUGCAUGCACCAUCUCAAAGACGAUACAUGCAGUUAUGGACCUGCUGAAAUCAAAUGUGAAGGUUAUACUCCAAAAGGAGGUAAUUCUUCAGUGGGUCUGAUAUUGGGUCUGUUAGGAGGCGUGCUGGGGUUGCUGAUUUUGUUUUUAAUGUGGACAAAUCGGAAACGCCUACUUUUAGCCUUAAGACAUUACAGAAAUAAAAAUGGCAAAGACAUCAACCCUGAUGUGAAGGAAAUGGAUAAGAUGGAUACAGAGGACAGAGAUUUGUCUGAAGGAAAGGAAUUGUUUUUAGAUAAUGAUGACUACGAGGAUGUGGAUUCUCUCAUGGACAAAUCAGGAGAGGAGGAUGAAAAUGACAGAAAAAGAGGUUCUUCUGGGACAGAAUAUGAUGACAUUGAGGAACAAGCCAGUGGAAUCUCUCCUUCUCAAACCCACCAUGAUGAAGACCUCGACGUCCCUCUCCUUCCCAAGAGACCCGAGAACAUUCUUGAUCAGGACACCUAUGAAGUGGAGACAGAGAAACAGCAGUACUAUGAUGAUGUCAUACCUGUCGAGGCUGCAGCCAAUGAAAAUGCAGGGAUGACAGGCACACAAUCAUAUGAAAAUGUAGAUGUGGAUGAAGGUGCAGAUUCAGAUUUAGAUGCAGGUUUAGUUGCAGAUGCAGUAUUGGUGACCACAGAGGUAGACGUUCACCCUCAAGCAGAGUAAUGAAGCAGUCACGUGACCAAAUUGUUCUUUUGAGUUAAUAUUAAUGAGAGAUAAGAUUGUAUGUUCUUAUAACAGUAGAAUAUUAGGAAGAAAAUAUGGAUAAACAAAUGCUGUUUAAUGAUGCUAGCUCUAAAGAUUUCUCUCAAGAUGUAUAAAAGAAGGGACUCAUGCAUAAAACUGAUUUGGAAUAACUAAAUCUUUAAUUAUCGUCACAGUAGUGUGUGAACUGAUGAAAAGAGCUCAUUUUUGUGCCGACAAAGCAGUCAAACGUUUUGUCAUUCUUUAGGUUUUGAUGUGUAGUUUUAAUCUGUUUGCUUCUGUUAUGCUUUAUUUGUUUUUUAGUCUGUUAAAGCUCAUGAGCAGGCCCACACGAACUCAGCAGAAAACCUUGAAAUUCAAAUGUAAUAAGUUAUCGCUAUCUUGUUCAUUUGAUUUGAUAAAAUCUUUUAAAAAUGUUCACUUGGUUCACCCAACAGCUUAAAUUUGCUGAAAAUUUCCAACAUGAGUUUGGUCACUACAGAUUUGGGAAAAAAAAUAGCAUUACAUCACUUCACCAAUGGAUCCUCUGCUGUGAAUGAGUGCCAUCAGAAUCCACAAGUAAUCCACUCGACUCCAUCAGUUGAUGUCUUCUGAAGUGAAA
Cyprinus carpio (common carp) is the source of this 4373-nucleotide messenger RNA. Its product is annotated as scavenger receptor cysteine-rich type 1 protein M130-like. NCBI's taxonomy places the organism in Eukaryota, Metazoa, Chordata, Actinopteri, Cypriniformes, Cyprinidae. Gene Ontology annotation, cellular component: membrane. The record is from RefSeq and is a predicted model, not a curated record.